UGUUUGGACACAGCUGAUCACAUGGUAAAGGGCUGCUGUGAGUGGCCUUUUUCCCCGAUCUAAGCCCAUGUGGCAGUGCCGACAGCAGGGGCGGACUGACAACUCAUGGGGCCCCCGGGCAAUAGGGGAUCAUGGGGCCCCUGUGUCCUUGCCCAAACUCAAAAAAGCCUAUGAAAAAGGUACCAGGGGCAUCUCAUGGGCCCCCUACUGACCCCGGGCCCUCGGCAGUGCCCGAGUUUCCAAAUGGUCAGUCUGCCCCUGUCCCACAGUAUGCUCAGGAAGGGAGA
This is a messenger RNA of Staurois parvus, 287 nucleotides long. The record is from the annotation of a GenBank genome assembly. NCBI's taxonomy places the organism in Eukaryota, Metazoa, Chordata, Amphibia, Anura, Ranidae.